GGCUGCGUCAUGACGUCACAUCCGCCGCCGCGCAUCGCUAUAGCAACGGAUGAGGCGGCCGAGCGGCCAUGGCGGCGGAGCGGCGGUGCCGGGAGGUGGCCGGGCCCGGCCCGCACUCCGUAGCGGUGAGAGCCAAGCCUCCUAAAGAGCAAAGAAAUGAAAAUUUUGUGUUGGCUUGGAGACAGAAAGAAAAGGAACUCCUUGAAAAGACUAAAUUAAUAAAGCUGUUCGACCAGUACUGCAAGGUCUACAGGUGGCAGCAAUGCAAAGAGCAAAAAUGGCUGAACAGUGCUGUGCAGAGAAAGGUUGACGUGACAAUGCAGGAGUAUAUGGCCGGGAUUGACGAGAGGAGAAUGAGGCUUUGUGAGCUUCUGGAAGCAGAGGAAAGUAGGUACUGUGCUGAAAUGGAGGCACUUGAAGAAACAGCACAGGAGAAACAAGCAAAGAUGAGGGAGCGAGCAAAAUUACUGAAAGAGAAGAGAGAAGAAGAAAGACAACAACUGGUGGCUGAAAAGAGAGAGCAGCAAUUCAGAGAACAAUCUGAAGAGCUUCGUACACUGUGGAUGAAGAAGCAUCAGAAAGAAGUGUUUGAAGACCAGCUGGCCCAGGUAGCACUGAAGGAGGAGUUGGAAAAGCAGCAGCAGAAGGAAGACCAGAUGGUUGAAGAGCUUUUGAAGGAGGAUAUGUUAGCAAAGGAAAAGCAAGAAGCGGUGAAGAUGCAGAAAGUAGCAGAACAGAAUCGGGAAGCUCUGAAUGCGCUCAAUGCCCAGGUAGCAGUGCUGAGGGCUCACAAAGAGGAGGCAAAGCGGCUGAAGGAGGAAGAGGCUCGACUGCUGGAAGAAGAACAGCAACUGCUUAAACUAGAAAAUGAACAACUUCAGCUGGAGAAACUGCAGAAACAGAGGGAAUGCAGGGAUAUGCUGCUCAGUGCAGCACAGGACAGGAAGAAUCAUCUUAAUGAAGAAAAACAAGUUGAACUUGCCUUAGAGAUGAAGAUCUUAGAAAAAGCUCUUCAGGACCCCCAGGAGAACAUUGAGAAAGCAAGAAGAAAACAAGAGCUGUUAAAGGAGCAGAAGACUUACCUGGCGCACCUGGCUCAACAGCAGGAGGAGGAGAACCAGCGACAAAAAGAAGAGGACAAGAUCGUUGAUGAGGAGAUAGCAAAGAUUUGGGACAAAAAAGCUGAGCAAUUGAGACUAGAAAAGGAGGCUAGAAAGCAGCUUCUGAAUGAUGUCCUGAAUACAAGACAACUGCAGAUUGAGGAGAAGUUGCAGAGAAAUGUAAAGAAGCAGGAAGAACUCGCUCAGGAGAAGAAGUUACUAGCUGAAGCAAUCAGUGAAUUCAAGCAUACAGAAAAAGAAAAAUAUGCAAGAAAAGUAAAAGAAGCAAAAGAAUACCAAGAGCAACUCAGGGCUCAAAUGGCCUGUCGACAACAGGCCCGCAAUGCUGAGCAAGAAGAGAAGCAGCGAGAUUAUGAAUCGAGUCUAGAAGCAGAGAGAGCUUACCAAGAAAAGGUACAGGACAUUCUAUCAAUACCUCUUGAGAAAGUAGCAAAAACCCACCCUUUCAGAAGAAAACUAAUGUCUUGACUCUAAAGAAGAUCACCCACUAUGGUAUUUUAGCUCCCUCAGUUGCCUUUAAAAACAUUUUCUAAA
Molecule: messenger RNA, 1655 nt
Organism: Pezoporus flaviventris
Lineage: Eukaryota; Metazoa; Chordata; Aves; Psittaciformes; Psittacidae
Gene: CFAP53
Product: cilia and flagella associated protein 53
Exons: 8
Coding region: 69-1589 (506 amino acids)
Source: RefSeq, a predicted model, not a curated record